UUUGUGGUGGACGUUUUCGUUGUUCGUUCCUUAAUGGUUUUGGGCUUCGGAUACGGCCCAAAUAUUUAGGGAUCCGACUUAUUUAUCGUACGGAUCACCACCCCCCGAUUUCUCGCCGUUUUAACCUCAUCCUUCGCCGAUCCAUUUUGUUGCAGGAGCUUCGACCGCCUUCUCCCAUGGCGACCCUUCUCCGAGCCCUACACUUCCUCGUCGUCUAGGGUUUCGUCCUCUCCCACUCCCGCGGCUUGCAAGAGUUGUGACUUCUAUGUGGCAACGAUGGCUCCAGCAGUGGAACGUCGGGAACAUAAACGGCGGGUCUCAUCUGAUAGGUCUAGUUCUCCCGCUAGAGAUCGUCGUUCCCCUCGUAGGAGGACCUCUCCUCGAAGAGAAAGAUCGCCUGCUCCUCGGAAGAGCUCUCCUAGAGCUAGGUCACCGGCUAGAACUAAUAGGGCUCGCUCUCCGGUCAAAGAAAACGUGCACGAUCGCGUUAGGUCGCCUAAACGUGAGCGGCAGCAUUCGCCGGUCAAGGGUACUGCCCCACGCUCACCAUCACCACGAACCAAGCGCUUAAAACGAGUUCAUGCUGAACGGGAGUCUGAGAAGUUAGCAGAUAGAGAGCUCAGGAGGCAUUCAGGCAGGGAAGAUCAUGAUAAAGGGAGGUACAAAGAACGAGGGGAGAUCAAUGAUAUUUCAAGGGAUAGUAAAUCAUCGAAAGAGAAGAAUGAUAGUGUUCCAUCAAAAUCUUCAAGGCGUGAUCAUUCAGAUUCCCCAGAGGGACGAAGCCAUAGGAGCAGAUACGCUUCCCGCUCCCCUACCAGACCUCCCAAGGCUGGGGCACGUGAUGAGGUGGGGAUAAAACCGAAGACGGCAGAAUACGAAUGGGGAGAUGAAAAUGAUUCAGUUGCAAAGAUGAAGGCAGCUGAGCAGGCCCUGGAAGUGAAAGAAAAGCAAAAACCAUCAUUUGAGCUGUCCGGGAAGCUUGCUGAGGAGACUAAUCGAGUUAGAGGUGUAACUUUGCUAUUCAGUGAACCGUCGGAUGCUCGCAAGCCAGAUGUAAGAUGGAGAUUAUAUGUUUUCAAGGCUGGGGAAGUGCUCAAUGAGCCUCUUUAUUUGCACCGACAAAGUUGCUACCUUUUUGGUAGAGAAAGGAGAGUGUCAGACAUUCCAACAGAUCAUCCAUCUUGUAGCAAACAGCAUGCUGUUAUUCAGUAUAGGCUUGUAGAGAAGGAGGAACCAGAUGGUUUAAUAUCAAAAGAAGUAAGGCCUUAUCUGAUGGACCUUGGGAGUACAAAUGGGACUUUUAUAAAUGAUAAUCGCAUUGAGCCGCAACGGUAUUAUGAACUUUUUGAAAAGGAUACAAUUAAGUUUGGUAAUAGCAGCCGGGAAUAUGUAUUGUUACAUGAGAACUCAGCCGGGUGAGUGCUCUCUCUCGGGUUGGAAGGCAAAUUCCCAAGACAAGCAUGUGUUGACUGCACGCAAAGGAUAUUCCAAGAAGUAGUCGAAGUUGCUGCAUGUGGUGAACAACUAGUUUAGAGCACCCAAAUGCUUCUGUUUUGGUCUUAGUGGUGGCUUAACCGUAUUGGGUUUGCAAAAUUCAUAAUGCUUUUAAUGUGCACUAUUGUGAUCAUUCCAAGAUCUUCUUCAGAUGAGCUAAUUUUAUA
This is a messenger RNA of Musa acuminata subsp. malaccensis (wild Malaysian banana), 1661 nucleotides long. RefSeq names its product FHA domain-containing protein DDL. Gene Ontology annotation, cellular component: nucleus. Gene Ontology annotation, molecular function: protein binding; mRNA binding. Gene Ontology annotation, biological process: miRNA processing. Lineage: Eukaryota; Viridiplantae; Streptophyta; Magnoliopsida; Zingiberales; Musaceae. The record is from RefSeq and is a predicted model, not a curated record.